AUGCGGCUGGGCUCCGGGACCUUCGCUGCCGGCUGCGUCGUGAUCGAGGUGCUCGGCGUCGCGCUCUUCCUCCGGGGCUUCUUCCCGACUCCCGUCUUUUCCGGAGCGGAGCGGCAAGCAGAGUCCCCGGCCUCCGAACCCUCUGCUGGAGCCAGUUCCAACUGGACCGAGCUUCCACCACCUCUCUUCAGUAAAGUUGUUAUUAUGCUGAUAGACGCCUUGAGAGAUGAUUUUGUGUUUGGGUCAAAGGGUGUGAAAUUUAUGCCCUACACAACUUAUCUUGUGGAAAAGGGAUCAUCUCUCAGUUUUGUGGCUGAAGCAAAGCCACCUACAGUUACUAUGCCUCGAAUCAAGGCGUUGCUGACAGGGAGCCUCCCUGGCUUCAUCGAUGUCGUCAGGAAUCUCAAUUCUCCCACAUUGCUGGAAGACAAUGUGAUCACACGAGCCAAAGCUGCUGGGAAAAGAAUCAUCUUUUAUGGAGAUGAAACAUGGGUGAAAUUAUUCCCAAAGCAUUUUGUGGAAUACGAUGGAACAACCUCUUUUUUUGUAUCAGAUUAUACAGAGGUGGAUAAUAAUGUUACAAGGCAUUUGGAUAAAGUACUAAAAAGGCAGGAUUGGGAUGUGUUAAUCCUGCACUACCUCGGGCUGGACCACAUCGGCCACAUUUCUGGGCCCAACAGCCCCCUGAUUGGGCACAAGCUCAGUGAGAUGGACAGCAUCCUGAUGAAGAUCCACACCUCACUGCUGUCAGAGGAGAGAGAGACUCUGUUGCCCAGUCUGCUGGUUCUCUGUGGUGAUCACGGCAUGUCUGAAGCUGGAGGUCACGGAGCCUCUUCCAUGGAGGAAGUAAACACUGCUCUGGUCUUCAUUAGCUCUGCAUUUGAAAGGAAACCUGGUGAUAUCAGACAUCCAACGCACGUUCAACAGACUGAUUUGGCUGCAACACUCUCAAUAGGACUGGGUCUGCCGAUUCCAAAGAGCAAUAUUGGCAGUCUUAUGUUCCCAGUUGUAGAAGGAAGACCAAUGCGGGAACAGCUGAGGUUUUUACAUUUAAAUACAGUACAGCUUAGCAAGUUGUUGCAGGAGAAUGUUCCAUCAUAUGAAAAAGAGCCUGGAUUUGAGCAGUUUAAAGUGUCGGAAAGAUUGCACGGGAACUGGAUCAGAUUGUACUUGGAGGAGAAUAACUCAGAAGUCCUUUUCAACCUGGGAGCCAGGGUUCGCAAGCAGUACUUGGAUGCGCUGAGGACACUGAGGCUGUCGCUGAGCAAACGAGCUGCCCAGUAUGACGUCUACUCCAUGGCGGCGGGGACCGCCCUGGUCCUGGAGGUCCUCGCCCUGCUCCUGCUCAGUGUCCCGCAGGCGCUGGGCAGCAGGGCUGAGCUGGACGUCCCCCUGCUGUCGCCCGUGUGCUCGCUGCUCUUCUACCUGCUGCUCCUGGCCCUCGUGGCGCUGCACGGCGCUGUGUGCACGGCGGCCCGCAGUUCGUGCUACCUCUGCAGCCUCCCGUGGCUGGCUGCAGGCGGCGCAAUGGCGCUGACGGCCGCACUGCUCUGUGCGGUCGUGUCUGCUCUCACCAGGACUUUUGCCAGCGGAACGUGUCUGAGUCAGAAUCCACCUCAGUCCACCUCAAGGUGGUCAGAGUUAGAUCUUCUCAGCUUCUUGGGAACCGUGGGCCACGUGUUGAGUCUGGGAGCAAGCAGCUUCAUCGAAGAGGAGCAUCAGACCUGGUAUUUCCUCAUCAACACGCUGUGUUUAGCUCUGUGCCACCAGAUCUACAGAAACUGCUUUCUGGGAGACGACUGUGCCCCUCAGCGUUGCCCACACAUGGGAGAGGAGUUUGACGGGGUCACGGUGGCCCUGCAGGGCAAGCGUGCUGGCCCUGAGGGGUGGGAGCUCAGCCGAGCGCCCGCAGACCCCUCCUCCCUGGAAGCCCUCAGAGGCCCUGAGCGGUGGAUGGUGCUGGCGAGCCCCUGGCUGGUCCUGGCCUGCUGUCGGCUGCUGCGAUCCCUGAACCAGACCGGUGUGCAGUGGGCCCACCGGCCGGACCUGGGGCACUGGCUCACCAGCUCUGAUCAUAAGGCUGAACUCUCUGUUCUGGCCGCACUUUCCCUCACCAUGAUUUUUGUGUUGGUUCAGAAGAGGUGCUCCCUCACAUCAAAAGUGGCCAUGGCGUUUGGCCUGCUGGGCAUCUAUUGCUACCGGGCCGCCAUUGGAAAUGUGCUGUUCCCAUGGCAACAAGACAACAAAGACAUUUCAAAGGGCAUUACCGAGGCUCGUUUUGUUUAUGUCUUUGUCCUUGGCAUUCUGUUCACGGGCACCAAAGACUUGCUUAAAACUCAAAUCAUUGCUGCAGACUUCACGGCCAGGACUGUGGGCCUUUGGGAGAUAUACAGUGGUUUAGUUCUCCUGGCAGCGCUGCUCCUCAGACCCCACAAUCUUCCUGUCUUGGUGCUGAGCCUUGCGAUCCAGACCAUCAUGACUCAGUUCAUCUGGAAGCCCCUGAGGCACAAUGUAACUGAGGUCACUGUGAUGCAUUACUGGUUUGGUCAAGCAUUCUUCUAUUUUCAGGGAAACUCCAACAGCAUCGCCACUGUGGACAUCUCAGCAGGCUUCGUGGGCCUGGAUGCCUACAUGGAGAUCCCAGCCAUGUUCCUGACGGCAUUUGCGACAUACUCGGGGCCUGUGCUGUGGGCCAGCCACCUGGUGAACUUUCUGACCUCAGAAGCCAGCAGCAGCUCCGCACUGAGUCGUGCUUGCUUCUGCUACGCGCUCAUCUGUUCCACUCCAGUUUCUGUGUAUAUCGUUUUGGUGACAUCCCUGCGUUAUCACUUAUUUAUAUGGAGUGUGUUUUCUCCAAAACUUCUCUAUGAGGGAAUGCAUCUACUCAUCACAGCUGCUGUCUGUAUAUUCUUCACAGCCAUGGACCAAACCAACACAAAGUCUUAG
Molecule: messenger RNA, 2946 nt
Organism: Rangifer tarandus platyrhynchus (Svalbard reindeer)
Lineage: Eukaryota; Metazoa; Chordata; Mammalia; Artiodactyla; Cervidae
Source: the annotation of a GenBank genome assembly